AUGAUCAAGAAAAAAAAAUUUAAUGAGCUUUGGUUAUGUGCUACAAUAUCAACAGAAAUAGCAUUUCAUGCAAGUGAAAAUCCUGAAUUACAAGCCGCGUGGUUUAAACAAUUACCUGUAAAAAUAUUAAUUGAACUUGAAAAUUAUCAUAAGAAGCAAUAUCUAUUUGAUAAUAAGUCUGUUAAUCAAUUUUUAAAUACAGAAAAUAAUUUUCAAUUUUGGUCACUUAUAGCAACAAGUAGAUCUGAAUUAGAUUUAAGAAACCGUCUAGAUCCAAACAAAGUUUUAAAAAUUAGUCAAAUUCAUGGUUUUAUUGCAUAUACUCAUCAAGUAGCUAAAGCAAAAAUGAUUAAGGAAAAAUACUUAUCAAAUAUAGUAAUUUCACCUAAUAAUGAAACUGAAAGUUUGUCUUAUGAAGAAUUGGAAAUUCAAGAAUCUCAAGAAUUAAGCGAUUUGCAUGAAACUAUAGAUAUCUGGAUCGAAUCAUUAGAGUAUGAAAAUUUAUCUGAACUAACUACUGAACAUUAUUUUGAUAUAGAUACCAAUCUUGAGUAUAAUGAAUUUGUUGAAAUACUAUUCAUCCUGUGUAUGAUUCAACUACUAAAUAGAAAUUGGCUGAAUUGUUUAUAG
Racocetra persica is the source of this 630-nucleotide messenger RNA. NCBI's taxonomy places the organism in Eukaryota, Fungi, Glomeromycota, Glomeromycetes, Diversisporales, Gigasporaceae. The record is from the annotation of a GenBank genome assembly.